Tyto alba (common barn owl) is the source of this 5039-nucleotide messenger RNA. RefSeq names its product tumor protein p53 inducible protein 11 (gene TP53I11). The record is from RefSeq and is a predicted model, not a curated record. NCBI's taxonomy places the organism in Eukaryota, Metazoa, Chordata, Aves, Strigiformes, Tytonidae. The coding region runs from base 743 to 1312 and encodes 189 amino acids. The transcript has 7 exons.
AGAGCUGUGGAGGUGGGGAGAGAUUGAGCUAUCAUUAGCGUGGCACCAGUGAGGUUUCGUUGCACCACAAAGCAGUAGCUAUCAAAAUUGAGUGCAGUGUGCUGAACAGCUGAGCAAGGGAACAGAUACUGAAAGGAGCCUGCAAAGGAAAAGGAUUUUGGAGGAAAAAAAAAAAAAAAAAAAACAAACAAAAAAACCCAACCCCCUUUCAACUGCACAUAGGCACUGCCCAUCACUGACAGCUGUGUCGGGGAGUAGGAAUUGCCUGUUUAUGGGGAUUGAUCUGCGCAGCCCCUGGGAUGCUCAGAAAACGGAUUAAGGAGAAAAGAAUCGCGGGAGAAGGAGGAGGUGGAGGUUCCCCUUUGAAAAUGCACGGGCUAAUAGAAAACAUCCUCUAAAUUGUCAGUGUGUCAGGAUACAUUCAUAUCCCGGUGACGGUGGGAUCACCCUGAGAUGAGCCACCCAUAGCCAGGGCCGGCCCCACUGCCAGGGCUCGCUGCCCUGGGACGAUGAGGAGCUGUCUGCUGGCCUAACGAGAAGAUUUUGUGGUGGUCUUGGGGUUUUUGGUUUUUUGUUUUAUUUUUUUGAGGGGGAGGAGGUUGGUUUUUUUUUUUUUGUUGUUUUUUUUUUUUUGUUUUGUUUUCCCUGGACCUCGUGAAACUUCAUGUGACGGCGGAGCCGCUUCCCUCACCCGCCUCGCGCCGCCUCACAGCCGGGGGCUGGGUGGCGGAGGGCCGCCAUCAUGGCGGCGAAGCAGCCCCCGCCGCUGAUGAAGAAGCACAGCCAGACCGACCUGGUGAGCAGGCUGAAGACGCGCAAGAUCCUGGGGGUCGGCGGGGAGGACGACGACGGCGAGGUCCAUCGCUCAAAGAUUAGCCAAGUGCUGGGAAAUGAGAUCAAGUUUGCUGUCCGGGAACCGCUGGGGCUCAGGGUCUGGCAGCUGGUUUCCGCCAUCAUGUUUUCCGGGGUCGCCAUCAUGGCCCUCGCUUUCCCUGACCAGCUCUACGACGCCGUCUUUGAUGAGGAAUCGAUGAGCAGCAAGACUCCCAUCCGGCUCUACGGGGGAGCCCUCCUCAGUAUCUCGCUCAUCAUGUGGAACGCCCUGUACACGGCCGAAAAGGUCAUCAUCCGCUGGACCCUGCUGACGGAGGCAUGCUACUUUGCCGUGCAGUUCCUGGUUACCACUGUCUCCCUGGUUGAGAGUAGCCGGAUAGCCACAGGUGCUGUGCUCCUCCUGGUCAGCCGAGCCCUCUUCAUCCUCAUCAGCAUUUAUUAUUAUUACCAAGUUGGACGCCGUCCCAAGAAAGUCUAAUUCCUGGGCUUUUUGUCAUGGGAAGGGUGGGAGGGGGGAGUUUGUGUCGGUAAUUUUGCGUUAUAAUUAUAAUUUUUUUGUUUGGUUGUGUUUUUUUUUUGUUUUGUUAGUCCCUUUCGGUUCUAAAGCGGUUUCCUUCUUUUCCACUUACCGGCAUGAAUCGAUGUGUAACCGGGUGCUGGUGGCAUUACCAGGUGAAAUGGGGGGGCGGGAAGGCGGGGGGGGAAGCAGCAUCAGGUGGGAUCCCCCACAGCCCCUCUGCAGGAGGUGAGGAGCAGCGGGAGGAAGGCUCAGGGAGGUGUGUGGGCCUGGCAGGCUCAGGGAAAAGAGCCGGUUUCCCAGGGGGGGGUGGGGGGGUGGGGUGGGGAACUGGCCGAUGGGAUCACAGGCUCCGAACCCACUGGAACAAAGCACAAAAUCAGACCAGCACAUUGAAACCAAAUCCUUGAGGAGACGGGACGGCAAGACAAGCACCGCAGGACUCGCUGACUGCCCUGGGUAAGCCUUGCAGCUGCCUGGCAGCGUGUGCCCUCCUGUACAGCCCCUUCCUUCCCCUUUUAGCAAGCACUGACUGUCCAGGUAGCUGGGGCUAGGCCAAGCUCAGUGCUUUGCAAACAGCUCUUCUUCCCUUGCUGCUAGAGGUGCCGCCCCGUUGUAUGGUUUUGCACCGGGUGCUGCGCAAAGCUUGGCAGGAGAUAGAGGAAGGGAAGAGGGAGACCCCCUCCCUCCUUGCUUGUUCCCUUUGCAGGGGCAGCACGGGGACCAGCAGAGAGACUUGAACUUACAAUACAUGAGAAGCAAAGGGAGCUAUCAGAAAUCACCCGCUGAGCACAGACAUCCCUUUGCUUGGGCUGUUUCGUGAAGUUUCUAGGCUGGGGACCGGUCCCCUUCACCCCAGAACGCUCCCUGCAGUUGCAGCUUUACCGACGGUAGCAGCAGUGGUGGGUAUGAGGCAGCGGCCGAUUAGCUGAGCAGGGGCUGGAGCGCUGUUGUGGUUAGGGCUAGUAAGAGCAGAGCCAGCAACAGUACAGCUGCUUGGGUCAGUGAGCGGCUUCUGGAGACGAGCCCCAGCUGUGGGAGACGGCGUUCCAGCUCUGCUGAUGUGCAGGCAUCGCACCUCUUCUGACUUGGAGACGAGAGGACCAAAGUUUGUAGCGUUAAGAUACUUCACCGGGAUGAAGAACGGCAAGGAGAGGGGCGGAUGAAGGCAUUGCCUUCUCUAGCUCAGUCAAGGAAGGACUAAAUGUGCUUUAAUACUCACUGGCCAGUUUCUCCAACACCUCCUGGGCUUAACAGUGUUGGCUGCCCUACUUCCUAGCGCUCUCCUUGCGGAUUAUCCCUGUCCACGGCUGGAGGCGGCAUUUUUUGUUCUCCGUGGGACUGAAGCCAGAAGGUCUGCGUACAGGAUACGGACCGAUUACUCAUGUGCUACUGUUGACUGGAUCAAAGCAUGCCCUGGAAUAGAGCUGACGUCCCAAAAUCCCAGUAGAAAGAUGCCUACGCAAACAGAAGUGCUUGUGCAAACAACAGCCCUCAAGCCACUGGUGAGGCCGGGAUCUACAGCUAUUGCUGUUCAAUAUCUUAGUAGAGUUAGAAGAAGGUAGUGGGUAGUUACUGUAUGUUGUGUUAGUGCUUUUGGCGUUUAGAAGCAGCUGCAUAAACUUGGGACACUGUGUGCGUUGUACCUACUGGCCAUGCAAAAUGUCUGUCAGGUGAGAAUAUUGGAAAUAGUUGAACCAGGAAACAUCACAACUGUGAUUUUUUAAUUUUUUUUUUUUCCUAAGAAGUAAAUCAAAUGGCGAGGCAACAUCCAACAGCCGGCUAAAUGCUGGAGCCACCCAACAACACGUGCCUGCCAAGCUGCUUUCAACAUGUCCAAAAUACGAAAAUGAGCAACUAAAACUUCUAUUUAAGAGGAGCCUUCCUGUGCAGGUGGAAGAGUUGGGCUCUGAGAGGAAAACCUUUUCCCUGUGAGGCGAGUGCAGCCUGGAGGGCAGCACAAAUCAGCGCGAGCGGUGCUGUGGGGGGCAGCUGGAGUGUGGCACACCGUGGCUGUGGCUCUCACCUCACGCCCCACCUCCACGAGCAGCUGCAGUGGCUUCAGCACUUGGGCCGUAGUUGUUGGUACAGGCACGUGAAGCUUGAUUCUUUGUGUUUUGGGGGUCACACGAAUGUAUACACAGACUGAUCACCUUUUUUUUUGGGGGGGGGGGGGGAGUGUGAGUGUGGGAAAUUACGUUUUUUAGGAAAGACAAGUAAAACUGACCGCAGCAAAAGCGAUCUUGAAGGAAAGGGAGGGUCGUCACAAUGCUGUCCUCCCAUCUGCAUAGACCACAGGUCCUAGGAACUUAGUUCUGGCUGCUUGAUUACUGUACCUUAAAAUGUCAUCCUGCAGGUGAGAGAAAUGAGUUACUGCACUAUGUGAGAGCAGUUCUGCAAAGAUUUGUGGAUGGUUAAAUCGGGUGGGGGAAGCAGUUACAGCUUUCCAAAGGAGCUUUAAAUCAGGUGAGGCCAGAUUCCUCUGGUCCCCUGCUUAGCAGCUGCAAAACUUACACCAGUGAGCCACUUCAAGUUUGGCCAGUCAGUGUCUUCUGCUCCAAUACAGAGCAAAGCCCAGAGGAGUGGCCACGUGAGAGAUUUCAUGCUACUUGGUACCUAGUCCUGAAAGGCGAGUGAUGAAGAAGUUAUUUUCUUUUCAUGCUUGCUCCAUCUUGCUAUAAAUGGGCCACGUAGAAAGUAUGGAAGCGAACUGGGGCUCUACACCUCUUCUACAACUAAGUGAGAAGGGGUAAAUGGAUGGCCCUGCCUAGCAAUGGCUGUGGUCCCUGGCACGGUCCCUCCUCAUCAGCAAGGGGCUGCAGGAGGAACCCACUCCAGGAGGUGAAUUUGUAGCAGCUGAGGUCUAAGAUGGAGUUUCUCAGGGUGGCUUGAGGCAGGAGCCCGGGCAGAGCAUCUGCAGCGCCGCCACAAACCAGCUGUGCCAGAUCAUCCUCACUCUGUCCUGAACGGGGGGAGGAAAGGGAGGAGGAUGCUGAAACGUUUCUACAGAACUGUGUCCCUAAGGGCAGGAGCGCUGGCCUGACGGCUGCCGGUGGCAGCUGAGCAUAUAGUUUGGGAUCAAAAAGCCUGCGGGCGUCACUUCAGGCUCAGCUACUGAUCUGCUGAGAAAACAACUCCAUCUCCACAGGCCUCAGUUUCCUUGCCCGUUAAAACUGUGAGCAAGGCCUUGGACUGACAUCGUCUCCCAAGGGAGACUGCAAGGAAUUACCUGCAGUUGUGUAAAGUUGUGCAGGGCUGGGAGCAGCGGUCCCCAGAGGGGGUUGUGCUCUGAGCAGGCACAGGCCAGGGCUAAGGCUGACCCCCUUUCUCUGCCAGCGAUGGACCCAAACCCUUGCGUUCACAGAGCUCUUGCUUUCGAGGGUGAAGAAGGCUCAUCAUUCACCUAACUCACGCCCUACAUCGCCUUAUUUAUGCCUAACCAACAUCUGGCAAACUGGAGCUGGUGGCAAAGGAGAGGCUCUGUCCGUCCUAAGCCGACCUCUCCUUUCUGGUCAAGGGUUUUUACUUGGGGUGGGGGGGGGGGGAGGGCAGGGGAGAAUGGGACACUUCAGUUUAUACCUCAUUUUAGCUGCUGUACCUGAGUUUAUUCUUUCUCCUCUGGUAAGAAAGUGACUGUACUUAACACCAAGCAAAUAGUGAAAAUUAAAGCCGUUUCACUUCACUGUCA